AUGCGCAGUUUGCAGACACAUAUCUCUCCACUCGUUCAAAAACUACAAUUUGAAAAUUUAGAAAACUUCACUAGCAGUUCAACUGUCGGUAAUCAUCUUCGUGAAUAUGCUUCUGUCGUAUUGUGUGGAUGGCCCAAUCCAUUAAAUGUAAAUGCACUUCCAUUUGAAUUAUUAUCGAACCUCUCAUUCUGUUUGAAACCUGGUGGUCGUCUUGUUGGUCGGGUACUGACUACGAACGUGUGGGAUUCUUUGAGAAAAAACUUGACUCUCUCCGGAUAUAUGGGUCCCCAACAGCUACACGAUGAAAAAUACCUAAUAUUCAGUGCCUCAGUCCCAUCACACUAUACUCAGGGUUCAAGUGUUAAGCUUCCAUGGGCUAAUAGUGACGUCGAAUCGGCUUGGGAAGACGUUGACAAAGAAGAUUCUAAUGAUAUCAGUGAGAAUGUCAUAGACACAAAUGCACUACUGCAGAAAGCAGACUUUGAGGCGCCGGCUGUCUGUGGUAAAGAAGCAGUUACUGACUCAGCGGGUAAAAAGAAACGAGCGUGUAAAAACUGUACAUGUGGUUUGGCUGAAAUUGAAGCACAAGACGAAGAAAGAGAAGCCCAUAUCCCUAAAUCCUCCUGUGGAAAUGUAAGUCAAGAAGUAAUUUUUCCAAUUAUUUACGCGUAA
Messenger RNA from Trichobilharzia regenti, 672 nucleotides. The record is from the annotation of a GenBank genome assembly. Lineage: Eukaryota; Metazoa; Platyhelminthes; Trematoda; Strigeidida; Schistosomatidae.